Marasmius oreades (fairy-ring Marasmius) is the source of this 1056-nucleotide messenger RNA. RefSeq lists its product as uncharacterized. Gene Ontology annotation, biological process: regulation of transcription by RNA polymerase II. NCBI's taxonomy places the organism in Eukaryota, Fungi, Basidiomycota, Agaricomycetes, Agaricales, Marasmiaceae. The transcript is spliced from 4 exons. The record is from RefSeq and is a predicted model, not a curated record. Bases 30 to 989 code for a protein of 319 amino acids. Gene Ontology annotation, molecular function: RNA polymerase II cis-regulatory region sequence-specific DNA binding; DNA-binding transcription factor activity, RNA polymerase II-specific.
GCGUCCCCAACCGUCCUUCCCUUGGCAGAAUGAAUACGAGGACCAAUACUAGUGAAGGCAAUAGUGACUACAUAACUCUUACCGGGUCCGGUCGAUCACACAUAUUCGAUACCUUAGCCAAUUGUGGCGACCACUGCGUCCAGGUGGACCCUCCCCCGAUCAGUCGCCAUCUAUCAUGGUACCCAACAGAGGCGCAGCCUCCCCCUGCGACGUACAACACCAGCCUAGGUUCACAAGAUUAUCCGACUCAUGAUGGCUCUUUGCAACUCGGAUAUCGAGACAACGCCUCCUUGCCAGGGACACUAGCAGCGUACCCGGGUCAUCAGAGGCUUUCCGCUUCGCACUCCGAGUCGUCUAUAGCAACUCCCCAACUUCCAGUAGUAGAAGUCCUAGAUCCCGGUGAAGCUCAAGAAACCUACCCUCCAGUACUCGGUAUCGACGUCAGUGUUUCUGAAGUGGAGAGUAUCCUGAGGGAAACCUACAACAUACCGAGCACCGUUCCUGUCCAUAUCAACUCCAUUCCCGACCCUCCACCACCAGGUUUCACUUACGUCGCUCUCACUCAGAUAGCUAUUUGGUCGAGCCGAGAGGCGAGGCUUACAUUGGCUGAUAUCUAUUCCUGUCUUGAAAAAAAGUUUGCACACCUUCGUAAUCCCGACACGGCCGCGAAAUGGAAGGGAAACGUCCGUCAUCUACUUUCCCUCAAAAAGUGCUUUGUCAAGUCCGAGAAACAGGCUGGUCGGCACUACUGGUCGCUCGAUUACCGGUAUUUAAAAGGGUUAGACAAACGUGAACGGAAGAGGGGAAGGAAGACUCGUAAUGCUUCCACUAAAGCGGAGGAAAUUGAUGAGAUAUCUCACAAAGAUCCGGUCACAAAAGACGAUUUGUCCUCAUCGUCUUCUCCUUUUUCUACCAACUCUCUAAACCGACACCCUUCAUCCACGUUCAUUGCAAGACCAUCCGAUGCGAGAGUGAUAAAUACCCGCUAAAUCUGGCACGGUGGUGCUUGUCCUUGUGUUCUUAAGCUAUCGGACCAUCUACUCGGAUUUUCGCCAC